Onychostruthus taczanowskii (white-rumped snowfinch) is the source of this 1736-nucleotide messenger RNA. Its product is annotated as regucalcin. Gene Ontology annotation, molecular function: enzyme regulator activity; calcium ion binding; gluconolactonase activity. NCBI's taxonomy places the organism in Eukaryota, Metazoa, Chordata, Aves, Passeriformes, Passeridae. The transcript has 7 exons. The coding region runs from base 483 to 1382 and encodes 299 amino acids. Gene Ontology annotation, biological process: L-ascorbic acid biosynthetic process. The record is from RefSeq and is a predicted model, not a curated record.
AAACAGAACGGGGACUAAAAGAGGACAGGACACGCUGAGGGCCUGGGAUAGCUGGAUAACCAAGGUGCUGCUGCAGGAGCUGUGAAGGAUCCCUGGUGCUGGAAGUCGGGGCCGGUCUCUGCGGCCACCUACACCAGAGCAAGAAGGCAGGGGGGAAUCAGCCUCUCCAGCGGCUGAGCAACUUGGCCACCGUAGUGGGAAAGAAAGCUCUUCUCCCUCUUUUCCCUCCCUGCAGCUCCUGGAAGCCCUGAAGCUCCUGGAGGAGGGGUGCCGAGGCGCUGUUGCUCGGACAGGCGGCACGGCAGCUCCUGGCGCUGGCCGUGCGGGAGAGGAGGAUCCCGCAGGGCCCGGCGGGCCAGCCCGCCCCUGCCGGGGUACCCAAGGCGCGGCGCUUCCCGGCUCCCAGCCCGCUAUAAGAGCGGCGGCGGGAGCGCUCCUGCCGGGAAUAGGCCGUAACGCAGUGGCGAUUCCCUCGACAGGCCAUGUCAUCCGUCAGCAUCGAGUGCGUGGCCAAGGAGCGCUGCAGGAUCGGGGAGUCGCCCGUGUGGGACGAGAAGGAGGGCGCGCUGCUCUACGUGGACAUCACGGGAAGGAAGGUGUGCCGCUGGAGCCCGCUCACCCGGCAAGCACAGGCCAUUCCCGUGGAUGCUCCUGUGAGCUCCGUGGCUCUCCGGAAGUCUGGGGAUUAUGUCAUCACCCUAGGAACCAGGUUUGCUGCUUUGAAAUGGAAAGAGGAGCUGGUAACCACCAUUACUCAAGUGGACAAGGAUAAAGCAAACACCCGAUUCAAUGAUGGGAAGGUGGAUCCUGCAGGGAGGUAUUUUGCAGGUACAAUGGCAGAGGAGAUUCGUCCUGCCGUGCUGGAGAGACGCCAGGGCUCCCUGUACACGCUCUUCCCCGACCUCUCAGUGGUGAAGCACUUUGACCAGGUGGACAUUUCCAAUGGGCUGGACUGGUCGCUGGAUCACAGAACCUUCUUUUACAUUGACAGCCUCUCCUACUCGGUGGAUGCCUUUGAUUAUGACCUCCAAAGUGGAAAAAUCGGCAACCGUAGGAGUAUAUACAAACUGGAAAAAGAGGAGAGCAUUCCUGAUGGGAUGUGCAUUGACACAGAAGGCAAACUCUGGGUGGCUUGUUAUGAUGGUGGGAGAGUGAUUCGCAUUGACCCUGAGACAGGAAAAAGACUCCAGACUGUGAAACUUCCCGUAGACAAAACAACUUCCUGCUGUUUUGGAGGAAAGGAUUAUUCAGAAAUGUUUGUGACUUCUGCUAGUGAUGGGAUGGAUAAAGAGUGGCUUUCACGGCAACCGCAGGCUGGUGGGAUUUUCAAGAUAACAGGACUGGGGGUGAAAGGAGUCCCACCGUAUCCAUUUGCAGGUUAAAUACAUUCCUCAGAAUGGAUUGGAGAGGGCUGAUGUAAGCGACACAAGUCGGAAGGUCUUAUCCUGGUGUUCAGCAUCUUUUGCUUGGAAACCAUGACACCAUUAUAAUAUUUCAUCAGGAAAGGAUGAAAAACUACUGAAAUACAUGGAAUAUUUUAAAACUGAUCUUUUUUCUCCCUUUAAACUUACUUUUAAUACAUGAUGAUGCUUUUUCUCCUGUGCUAAAAAGAUUCUCAUCCUAAUAAGCUACUGUUGUAAUUAUAUUUUAUGAUUAAAUAAUAUUUUAAUAUAGUUUUAUUGAGUAUUCUUCUGUCUCAUUUGCAACUUAUGCUAUAUUGUUUUACUGAUUAAACU